Molecule: messenger RNA, 4071 nt
Organism: Bufo gargarizans (Asiatic toad)
Lineage: Eukaryota; Metazoa; Chordata; Amphibia; Anura; Bufonidae
Gene: RPGRIP1
Product: RPGR interacting protein 1
Exons: 26
Coding region: 1-4071 (1356 amino acids)
Biological process (GO): retinal rod cell development; non-motile cilium assembly
Cellular component (GO): photoreceptor connecting cilium
Molecular function (GO): thromboxane A2 receptor binding
Source: RefSeq, a predicted model, not a curated record
AUGGACAUCCUUUGGAAGAGUAUUCUCAGAAAGACCUUUCGUCCACUGCCAGGUUUCAUUAAACAAGGUUCGCCAUUUCGAACAACUGUAAAGAUGUCACUUUUUGAUGAGACUUCUUCGGACCUUCCUGUGAAAGACACUGACUGCCGACCAGCAGUGAUUGCAGCCAUACAAGAUGUAGCAAAAGCAGCUCGCUGCCAGAGCCAUUUGUCUAAAAAGACUCCCAAACUGAAAGAGAAAGAUCUGAAGGCUAGACGGAGAGUCUGUCUAAUAUCCCGUGAGGAGCUAGAGGACAAUUUUUUGCGUCUUCAUGAGGAAAAUCUAAUACUCAAAGAUUAUGCCAGGAAGCAAGAAGACAAAAUCAAGAGAAUGGCCACUAAGUUGCUUCGUUUGACUUCGGACCUUGGGAAACCAGGAGAAAAGAAGGCACCAGGUGCACGGAGAGAUGGAAGAGACUUAGAGGCUGAGGAAAUGAUUGAGGACUUGCAAGAGCGUGUGAGAGACUUAGAGCGUAGAAAUGAAGCCCUAAGGCAUCGACUAACUACUUACAAGCAUAGGCUGCAGUUUCAAAAUGGCUGCCGACAUUGUCCCUAUAGCACAGUAACAGCUCGGACAGAUUCCGGUGUUAGGAAAGCCAUAGUAUUGCCAGAUAAAUAUAAGAAAGGUCUAGUUGUGCAAGGGCCAGAUUUUGGACACCCACACAUGGCUGGUGAUUUUUAUGGUGAAGCUCUCAGUGAUGAAGCCAGAGCUGAUAUUGACCGACUGUUCCAGAUCAUUGGGAGACAAGCCAGUAGUGGGGAUGAUCGGUCUACAGCCUUAUUAAAAACCAUGGUUAAGCCAAAAGAAUUAGGAGCAGAGAUGAUACUUUCCCUGCAUCAAAUGCAGCAAGUGGAGGAUCAACGGACAACGAUUCAGGAAAAUGUGACAAAUAUCCGUUUACAAAAGGAACUCAGAGAAAAGAGCACAAGUCUCUGUGCCCUCAGAGAACAAUUCCAACAACUCAAAGAGUCUUAUGAGACAGAGCUACAAGAGAAGCAAAAGUCAUUGAUUCUCAGUCACAAUGCAGUGCUGAUCCAGCUAGAAAACCUCAGCUCACAACUGAAAGACGAAAGAGGAAAGGUGCUAGCUAUGGAGAUUGAUCAGCAGAACAUAGCCCAUCUUCAGAAGUCACUUCUUGAGUUUCAGGAGCGAGUCUCUGAUCUUGAGAAGGAGAAAGAACUUCUUAAAGAAAACUAUGAGAACCUUCUGAAAAGUUCCCUGGACACAGAAAACAUGAACUCCUGGAAAGUGACAGAGGUCGAGUUAAAGGCACAGAUUAAAAUGCUGGAGGGACAAAUUCAAUGUCACGUAAUUGAUCUUACACAAAGCAAGGAGCUUCUUCGGCAAGAGAAAGAGCAAAAUGAACACCUAAAAGAAGUUGUUUCUCAACUCCAGUCUCAACUCCUUGAGAAGAUGCAGGAAAUCCAUAAUCUCCAAGACAAAGUAUCAGAUCUUUUGAUUUUAACAACUACCAAGCAUGGUUUCAAGGAGGAGGACAUGAAAAGACAAAAAGCCCAGCCAACCAACGUUGAAAACAUUCAAAAGGCAACAGAAAGAAAUGUCAGAGAUCAAAAUGAUCUAUGGGAUGACCGAAAAGAAAAGACAGGAGAGAAAAGUAACCAGAGACAAUUUGAUUUGGUAUCAAAUAUGGGAAGUGCAGAUGUCCAAAGAGAGGAGAAAGAGAGGACAGAUAUGGAGGAGAAGGAGAAAAGGAGGAAAAGAAGAAUGCGGGAAAUGGAAGCAGAUCUUGCUGAGACUAUUCUGGAGUUACAGAAAACUCGUGAGAUGCUAUGCUUACAGCAUAAAAUCAACAAUGAUUACCAGGAGGAGCUGAAAACUGUAAAGCUCAGAUUAGAAUGUGAAAGUCGAGAGAAUGAGGAAAAGGUACGUCACUAUGAGACCAGACUUCUUCAGCGGAACUCCAGAGUCCAGAUGUUGGAAGCUCAGCUCAAAGACAUUGCAUAUGGCACAUUUCCAUUCAGAUUAAAUACUGAAGAGUCUCCUUCUUCUGAGGUUGAAAUCUCCCCAUCGCCAUCUCUGCAUCGUGGGGAAACUCUGUUUGAGGUUCAUAUUGAAGAGAUCUGCUUCACCCCUUAUGGCAUGAGAAUGAUUGGAGACCCUCAACCAAUCACAUUCUGCAUUUAUUCCCUCUAUGACUUUGAGACCCAUGCAACCCCUGUUGUUGCAGGAGUCAGGCCUCAUUACAACUUCACAUCUCGCUAUGCAGUAACUCCAGAUCCCGAAUUCCUGCGCUACCUGAGAGUUGGGACACUAACCCUUGAGCUUUAUCAGGUUAAAGGAGUUGACCACUAUGAGCUAGCAAGAGGACGUCUGAAACUAGAAUCCGCCCUGCAGACUACAGACAGAGUGCACGACUCUACCAUUCUAACCGACGAAGCUGGGGAGACCAUUGCGGAACUGAGCUACUGGCUGCGGCUGCAUGGACCCCUGUCCCAUGUUCAGUGUCUUCAAAGGCAAAGAAACAAAGCACACGGCUAUUUAUCCACUCGCAGACAUGGAAAUACAGAAAAGUUCUGGAAAUCACCUUUAAAUAGCGGCCUCCAGAAUGAACUGAUCAUCAAGAUAUGGGGAUGUAGAAGUCUCAAAGCAAGUUAUUUGGGCCACCAACCAAGUCCAUACAUUGUAUAUCGCUUUUACCAUUAUCCAGACCAUACGACCUCUAUUAUACCCUGUAGCAACAACCCUCAGUUUGGGUAUGAAGCGGUCUAUCCCCUACAGAUGACGAUUGAGCUGGAGCGCUAUCUCCAACAGGAGCGCCUGUGUAUUUAUGUGUUCGAUGAUGAAGAAACUCAGUCUGGAGUUUACCUGGGGAAGGCUGAGGUGCCACUUCUGAGACUGGCACAGGGAAACAGCAUUCAAGGUGAUUUUGGGCUCAUGAAUCCUCAUGGCAUGUGUGUUGGUUCGGUACAGAUUAACUUGGAAUGGAAAACUCCGUAUCAUGAGCCUGGUCAGAGCCUCUGGGAAUCAUCUAUCAGUGGUGGUAACAUAACUUCUGAGAAGGUACAAGAAUAUUCAUUACCACAGCACCAAUCUCCUAGGAAAAUGUUAUUGAAAGAAGCUUCAAGGAUUAAUUUAAACAGUUCUGGACCAUCCAAAUCACGAAAGGCUGAGGAGGAACUUCAGAGAGAUGUGAGCGCUAACAAAAGAGGAAGAAGAGAUCCUUACUCAACAGACAAUCUAGAAAGAUUCAAGCAGCAGAAAGAGGCAAGAUGUUCUCCCUCAACUCCCCAUCACCAGAGUGAUGAGAUGGACAUGAAUGUGGAGGAUAUUUUGAUAGGACCGGAAGUAAAACAGGAUGGACAUGAAGAAGAGAUAAAUGAAUCAGAUCAGCAAACAAUAUAUGUGAACUCCUUUAAACCAGUCAGACAAGUCCUACCAAAAGGCAAUACAUCAAAUAGCCUUGAUGAAUCACUCAUUACAGAUAGUGAUGAUGAUGAUGAUAUUGUCAUAGCCCCAGAACCAUUACUGACAUAUAAAUUGUCUUCAUCCAGGAUGCGGGUGGAGGUGGCCUCUCUAACUUUAGACCCUUGCUCACAUGUGGCAACUGAUAAAUCAGUGGAAAGAGUGUUUGUGGAAUUUCAUUUUCCUGGUGUUCCUCCUGAAGAAACAGAAACCCCUUUAUCACUUCGCAAGCCUAUCAAUGGUGAAGAGAUAUUUUACCAUUUCAGCAAAGUGAUCCAUCUUGCUGGUGAAAACCAUGUCGAACGUAGACGUUUCCUCAAUAUGCUUCUACAGGGAUCAGACUCUGCAGGAGAAAGAGUCAGGUUAACGUUUACAGUGGUAAGCGAUCCAAUGAAUGAAGAAGAAGAUGAGUGUCGUGAUUUAGGAUAUGCCUAUCUAGACCUGAGGAACCUAUUAAGAAGAGAUGUAGAGCCAGCAGAAGAAACUCUACAGGUUUCAAAUGUAACUGAUCCAAGAGAAAUAAUUGGAACUCUACGUGUGGUAAUAGAAGCCAGAGAAGCAGCACGGGCUGUGUACAGAGAGAGAAAAAUGAAGUCUAGAGUCCAAUGA